Messenger RNA from Ilex paraguariensis (yerba mate), 4573 nucleotides. The record is from the annotation of a GenBank genome assembly. Lineage: Eukaryota; Viridiplantae; Streptophyta; Magnoliopsida; Aquifoliales; Aquifoliaceae.
UUAAAUUGUGCUCUUUCUCAUUCCUCUUAGCUUUUACACUUGAAAGUUUUUCGGUGCAUUCAAGUCUUCCACCCAUUAUUCUCUUCUUUGAUGGCGAUCAUGGUGGGUGACCCAUGAACAGUAUCAACAGCUUCGUCGUAAACUAAUCCAGGUUGUUUGAUCUUGUCUGCUUUCCUGCGUACGAGUGACAUCACAGAGAUCCAUUUCUUGAAGAAAGUUAACCAUGGAAAGCAAGACAUGGCUUUGGAAGAAAAAAUCUUCAGAAAAGACCAUUGUUGCAAAUGACAAAGCCGACCCUUCUUUGAAAGGAAAUGGACAAGAGAAGCACCCAAAUGAGAAAGAAAUUGCUCUGGAAAAAUCAGUGAUGAAUCUAAAUGAGAAGUUGGCUUCUGUCCUCAGUGAGUGUGAUGCCAAAGAUGACCUCGUGGCAAACCAUGCCAGAAUGGCUCAAGAAGUCAUUGCAGGCCGGGAGAAGGCAGAGGCAGAAGUAGUUUGUCUGAAAAAAGAACUAGAUGAAACAUUACAGCAGAGAGUAGCUGCAGAUGAAAGGUUAACUCACUUAAAUGCCGCAUUAAAGGAUUGUAUGCAGGUGUUAAGUUCUGUUAGAGAAGAUCAGGAACAACGAAUCCGUGAUUCUGUAAUGAAGACAUCAGAUGAAUUUGAGAAGGCACAUAAGAAAUUAGAGGAAAAACUAUCUGAAACAUGUAAAAGGCUUGCAAACUUGACUGUUGAGAAUUCUCGUCUCAGUAUGGCCCUUCUAGGGAAAGAGAAAUUGGUUGAGGAUCUUAGUAGGUGCAAGUCUCAGGUAGAAGCAGAAUUCAAUACACUAAUGGCCAGGCUGGAUUCUACAGAAAAAGAAAAUGCCUUUUUGAAAUAUGAAUUUCGCAUGCUUGAGAAGGAGCUUGAGAUUCGAAAUGAGGAGAUACAAUUUAGCCGUCGCUCUGCUGAUGCAUCACACAAACACCACUUGGAUAGUGUAAAGAAGAUCUCAAGGUUAGAAGCAGAAUGUCAAAGAUUGCGUGUCCUAGUGCGCAAGCGGUUGCCUGGUCCAGCUGCGUUGGCGAAGAUGAAGAGUGAAGUUGAAAUACAGGGAAGAAGUCAAAUAGAGAUGGGAAGGAGAAAGUUGAAUCCCAUGACCGGAGGUGUGAGAGACUCUACCACAGAAGGCUCUCUUGAAAUUCCCAGUAAGAAGAUUAGUUUGUUGAUCGAGCAGUUAUGUAAUAUAGAAGACGAAAACAAAAUUCUCAAAGAAAUUUUAGCCAAGAAAGAUAAUGAACUUUGUUCUUUGACAACUGUAUGUGCUAGAAAAACCUCCAAAUUGUCCCAGGUUGAAGCUCAGCUUGCAGAGCUUUCAAAAGUUCAGAAAUCUAUGCAAUUGCAGCCAGCUUUGUCUGACACACUGUCAAAUGAACUCUCUCUCGCCAGUUAUGAUGUAGGCAAUGAUGAUGAAACUUAUCAUUCAGGAUCAGUGGCUUCUGCUCUGAUUUCAGAGCUAGAGUAUUUCAGACAACGAAACCCCAGAAAUACAUCUGCAUCUGAAUGCAAAAUGAUUGGAGUUUCAGACAUGAGCCUAAUGGAUGAUUUCGCAGAAAUGGAGAAGUUAGCAAUAGUCGCUGUUGAUGCCUCCCUAGGAAAUUCGUAUGCUUCUUCAGAUGCGAGUUACAGGUUAUCAGAUUCCUUGACAAAGGAGGCAUAUAAGCAUCAUUUGUAUUUGUCUUGUAAGGAACUAGUUCCAGUGGUACAAGGGGAUCCCAAUGACGGGCAACAAGAACUCCAAACAAGAGAUGUAUCAUCUGGAAAAUCCUGUGAUUGGCUUCAGGAUGUCUUGAAGGUGAUCUUGGAGCAAAAUCGUUUUUCAAAAAGAAGUGUUGAAGAACUUCUCGAGGACAUUAGAUUAGCUUUGCAAUAUUUGAAUCACCGAGGUGCAAGUGAAGCUUAUAGAGCAGGGAUUUCAAAGCAUCCAGAGCGAUCUGAGGCGCUUCCAAUAAGCGGUUAUAUUACUUGGAAAUCUCCAAAUGCAUCUCCUAGAGUGGGUUCAAUUAAAAAAACUCCUGAUAUUGGCACCACGAUGCAAGAAACGCACAGUGAAUAUGUCCAAUCCAAUCUGAGUAGGUCAAUCUGUAGAAUGAUUGAGCUUAUCAGAAGGAUAGAUUCAACAUGCUCAACGAACUGUACUGUGCCAGAUAGUUCAGGUAUAAGUCAGAGAACCUUACCACAGUUGCAGUCCACAAUACCGUCAGACUACUUGGUUCAUGUUUUCCAAUGGAAAAGUUGUGAACUAAGAACUGUUCUAAGACAAUUUGUUAAUACUUGUACUGACUUGUUGCAUGGGAAGGUCGACUUUGAGAAGUUUGCUGAGGAGUUGGCAUCUACAUUGUACUGGAUUGUGAACAAAUGCAUUGCCUUUCAAGAUGCUUCAAGUCUUAGAGAGAAAACCAAGGAGCAUUUUGGUGAUGAUGAAUCAGCAUGUGCAAGUGAGUCUGGAUCUGUGGGCAAUUGCACGUUUUCACCAUCAAUUGUAGUUCACAAGUCUGAGGAGCAGUCAUCGUUUUCCCCCUCCAUUACUACUUCAAAUAUGCAAAAUCUUAUGUUCAGAAUGGAGAAGAUUCGCUCUAAUCUGCAAGAAGAGAAUGAAGGAUUGAAAGAAGAGUUGAAUAAUAUGAAAUCCUCACAAAAAGAAUUGGAGGCGAUGCUGCAGUCGGCAAACAAUAAGGAAAAGGCCUUGACAAAUCAACUUCGUGAAUCAGAACAAAGCAUUGGAAAUCUACAAACUGAAGUGGAUACUAUGAAAGAAUCCAAAAGAAUGAUUGAGGAUCAAUUUGAAAAUCAGAAGUUGAUAAAUGAAGAUCUCGAUACCCAGCUGAAUGUUGCUAAAGCUAAAUUAAAUGAAGUUCUUCUGAAGUUAUCUGCUCUUGAAGUAGAAUUAGACGAUAAAAGUCACUGCUGUGAAGACUUGGAAGGGACCUGCCUUGAGCUUCAACUCCAACUUGAAAGUAUUACCAACAAGGACAUUCCAGAAGAUGACAUAGAUCAAGAGGAGAAGCUACUCCAAACUGUAAGUUUCCUUUUUGUUGACAAAAUCAACAUUAGAUUUCUGCAAAGAAUGCCAUGUGCAUGAUCAGGUACUUACGAUCUUUCCCUGGUACUCCCUUAGUUUGAAAAAAUUGUUGUGAGCCUCUGCUUUACAGAGGACCACCAUAGUUAGAUUAAUUAUGCACACAGGCACAUUUUGUUCCGUUACGUUCAGUGUCCUAGUUUGUGCUGAUUGAGUAGCAUCAAUGUGAGAGCUGUGCCUGUAUGUUGACAACUCUGAUUCUCACGUUCAUAUUGCGCUGUAGGUAUACAAGACAUUCUAAACAUACAGUUGGACAUUAAUUAGAAAACUAAAUUAUCCCAUCAUGUUUUACAUGUCCUUUUAUGUGCAAGUACAGUAUAGUGGAUGGGGAAUAUCACAUACCAUUUCAGCCACCAUCGAACUUUGUUGGGAUGAAAGGAAAAAUUAAAGAGAGAAAUUGAACCAAUGUCACUAUAUGAGGUCCUAAGUUAAUUCUCUAAUCGCCUUUGAAAUCCGGUGUAAAAUUUUGUGGGAGCAUUUUAAGACCUGGGAUGCUGAAAGGCAUCCUUGAUUAUGGGAUUGACAUACCAUGGAAAUGAAUAUAGUAUGGCUGGAUUAUGUAGAGAAGACCUCUUUCUCUCGACUCAAUACCCAUUUCAUCCUCAUACCUUCCAGAAAAAAUACGCCUUUGCAAAAGUUAAUUGUACUUAGAUGAUACCUUUUUGCAUACACCUAAACAAGGUGGUCAAGGAAUGAAUUAUCAGAGGCGGUCAUAAAUCAAAAAACUCGUUCAAAUUUUGCAGGGCUGGGAGAUUUCAGCUGCUUCUGCAAAGUUGGCUGAGUGCCAAGAAACCAUAUUCAACCUGGGGAAACAGUUAAAAGCGUUGGCUUCACCGAAGGAAGCAGCAAUUUUUGACAAGGUUUUCUCUAACACCAGCGCCAACAAUAAGAAGUUGAUCCAGCGCUCAUCCCUUCGUGAUAGAAUGCUGGCCGAGGAUGGCGAUGAACCAGUGGAUUUGAAUUCCCCGAAGACAAAAGAAAUUAUUAGCACUGCAGAAACAAAAACACCGACCAUCAUUCGUGCUCCUAAUUUCCAGGUAGCGCCUCCAGAAGGAUAUCUUGCUUUGAAGCCUGAAUUCAGAACUGUUGCAGUUGGAGCUCCUCUUGCAAUUGUACCAAGUAAGAAACGGGGAGGACGGUUUGGUUUGCUAAGGAAGCUAAUGCUUAAAAGGAAAAGAGGGAAGACAUCGGUUUCUUUUGCCACUUAAGGCGUCGAUGAAGCAAGAAAAAGAAACAGCAUUACUUAAUGUUUGCUAAUCGAUGAUUAUGGCAUUCCUUGUUUUGCCAAUGCUGCUUGUCAAUAGGUAAGUAUGCAUGUCUUGUUUAUACCUGAUUUGCAGAGAGUGGAUUGUAUGAUGUUCUUGAUGUAUAUUUUUCUGUACACUUUUGGGGGACUAUAAUAGCAAUAAUAAUCGAAAAGCAUUGGCAGUUGGACUGUGGUUUCCAGGCAGAGCACAC